GGGAGGUUGGAGACGUCACCGCGGAGGGACACGUGUGCGGAAGCGGCGGCCGCGGGCAGGACCCGCCACGAUGCUGAAAGCCGUGAUCCUCAUCGGGGGGCCGCAGAAGGGCACCCGCUUCCGGCCCUUGUCCUUCGAGGUCCCGAAGCCGCUGUUCCCGGUGGCCGGCGUGCCCAUGAUCCAGCACCACAUCGAGGCCUGCACCAAGGUGCCCAACAUGAAGGAGAUCCUGCUGGUGGGCUUCUACCAGCCCAACGAGGCGCUCAGCCACUUCCUGGUGUCGGCGCAGCAGGAGUUCAAGAUCCCCAUCAGGUACCUGCAGGAGUACGCGGCGCUGGGCACGGGCGGGGGCCUCUAUCACUUCCGCGACCAGAUCCUGUCGGGCGGCCCCGAGGCUUUCUUCGUGCUCAACGCGGACGUGUGCUCCGAGUUCCCGCUGCCCGAGAUGCUCACCUUCCAGCGGCAGCGCGGCGGCACGCCCGCCUUCGUCAUCCUUGGCACCACGGCCAACAGGAAGCAGUCCCUGAACUACGGCUGCAUCGUGGCCAACGCCGACACGCACGAGGUCCUGCACUACGUGGAGAAGCCCAGCACGUUCGUUAGCGAGGUCAUUAACUGCGGCAUCUACCUGUUCACGCCCGCCAUCUUCCAGCACAUCGGCGAGGUCUUCCAGAGGAACCAGCAGGAGCUGCUGCUCUAUUCUUGCGUCGGCGAGGAGACGUCCAAUGGGUGGCAGCGCGCCGAGGUGAUCCGGCUGGAGCAGGAUGUCUUCACCGCGCUGGCCGGGCGCCACGCGCUCUACGUCUACAAGACUGACGGCUUCUGGAGCCAGAUCAAGUCGGCCGGCUCUGCCAUCUACGCCAACCGCCUCUACCUGAGCCAGUACAGCCAGUGCCACCCUGAGAGGCUGGCCUGCAACCAGCCGGGGGGGCCCACCAUCCGAGGAGACGUGUACGUCCACCCCACAGCCGCCGUGGACAGCAGCGCCGUGCUGGGCCCCAACGUCUCCAUUGGGAAGGGGGUGACGGUGGGGGCCGGUGUGCGGCUGCGUGAGUCCAUCAUCCUGCACGGCGCCUCGCUCCAGGAUCACACGUGCGUGCUCAACAGCAUUGUGGGCUGGGACAGCACCAUCGGGCGCUGGGCCCGGGUCGAGGGGACACCCAGUGACCCCAACCCCAAUGACCCCUAUGCCAAGAUCGACAGCGAGACCCUCUUCCGGGACGGCCGCCUCACACCCUCCAUCACCAUCCUGGGCUGCAAUGUCACCAUCCCCGCCGAGGUCGUGAUCCUCAACUCCAUCGUCCUGCCCCACAAGGAGCUGAGCCGCAGCUACAAGAACCAGAUCAUCCUGUGAGGGGUGGCUGCAGCCAGAGGACCUGGCCCGGGCCCUGCCACCCUGCCCUGGCACCUGCUGCGGUAGAGACAGGCAUUAAAGCUGCAUCCGCGCCUG
Messenger RNA from Alligator mississippiensis (American alligator), 1450 nucleotides. RefSeq names its product GDP-mannose pyrophosphorylase A (gene GMPPA). The record is from RefSeq and is a predicted model, not a curated record. Gene Ontology annotation, molecular function: transferase activity. Gene Ontology annotation, biological process: biosynthetic process. Bases 71 to 1354 code for a protein of 427 amino acids. Gene Ontology annotation, cellular component: cytoplasm. Lineage: Eukaryota; Metazoa; Chordata; Crocodylia; Alligatoridae. The transcript has 14 exons.